Molecule: messenger RNA, 1355 nt
Organism: Phialemonium atrogriseum
Lineage: Eukaryota; Fungi; Ascomycota; Sordariomycetes; Cephalothecales; Cephalothecaceae
Product: RTA1 like protein-domain-containing protein
Exons: 2
Coding region: 246-1145 (299 amino acids)
Cellular component (GO): membrane
Source: RefSeq, a predicted model, not a curated record
CCGCAAGACGCGAGAACGAAAUGGUAGGAUACGAACAUAUUUACGAAACCAAGCAAUGCUCCAUACAUCCCUGAUAGAUAGUCAAUGGUCACCGUGGAGAUAAUGAUAUUUUUCUUCCUUUAAAGGGCCUCCGCCCUCACCGUCUCAUAUUCUUUCGACCACAGACAUAACCACUUUGCCCUUAUCCAGCCCCUCAUCGCACCCGCCCGUAAUUGCCGACUGGCCCUGCGAUUGUGAGAUCGGCCAUGGACGGUGGAGCAAGUAACGGAACGGCUCCGGCCGGAGACCGGAUAGAUUUCCAACUCUAUCGCUACACGCCUUCGCUACCCGCCGCUGUGAUAGUCUCAGUUGUCUUUGGCAUCCUAACCGGGCUGCAUACCUGGCGCCUACUGCGAUGCCGCGCUUUCUACUUCAUUGCCUUCACCAUUGGCGGGAUUUUUGAGACGAUAGGCUACGCCGGGCGGAUAGCGUCUCAUUUCAACAAGGAGCAGCUCGCCGGGUUCAUCAUGCAGUCCCUCCUCAUCCUCGUUGCCCCGGCCCUCUUCGCCGCCUCCAUCUACAUGAUCCUCGGCCGCCUGAUCCUCGCCGUCCGGGCCGAGCACCUGUCCAUCCUGCCAGCCAGGAAGGUGACCAAGAUCUUCGUGGCCGGGGACGUCGUCUCGUUCACCCUACAGAUGGGCGGCGGGGGCAUCCAGGCGUCCGGGUCCUUCGACCUCUUCAAGAUCGGCGAGAAGGUCAUCCUCGGCGGCCUCUUUGUGCAGAUCGUCAUGUUCGGGUUCUUCGUGGUGACGUCGGUCCUGUUCCACCGGCGCCUGGCGCGCGACCCGACCCCGGACGCGGUCAAGAACACGGUCCCGUGGAGGAGGCACCUCUUGGUGCUGUACACGGUCAGCGCGUUCAUCCUGGUGCGGAGCGUCUUCCGCGUCGUCGAGUAUAUCCAGGGAAACAGCGGCUACCUCAUCUCGCACGAGGUGUUCCUGUACAUCUUCGACGCCGUCCUGAUGGCUGUCGUCAUGGCUGUGUUCUUGAUCUUCUACGUCGGCGACUUGGAUACGGCUCUGCGGGGCGCUGUUGGGGAGAGGAGGCUUAGUUCGAGCGAUGUCAUGUUGGAGGAGUUGCCUCAGAGGACACAUCACAAGCCUUGAUGCUGGGGUCGGAAAGGAAACCGCUCGCAGAGCAACAUCUCAUUGGUCUGACCGCUGUCAGGGAAGAUCCCUGGGUAUGCGUUUCAUUUGUCGCGGAAAGGAAACAGGAGGGAUAGACUUUACAAUUUUUGCUUUUACAGCUCGGUGAUUUGGUAGCUAUGUAUGAUUAGACCCCUACUAGAAUAAAACAAACUAUGCCUACCUAUGGAA